AUGUGGCUCCUGCGCCGCGUGGGCGGCCUCUGCUGCACGGCGGACCUGUACCGGGACGAGGCCGACGUCUGGUACAGCAGCCGCAUCCAGCUGGAGAUCGACUACGAGCCGGGCGAGAAGCUGGGCGAGGGAUCCUACGCCGUCGUCCGCGCCGUGCGCCGGCGGCGCGACGGCGCGCGGCUCGCGGCGAAGCGCAUCAGCAAGCGCCUCACGAUCAGCGACGACAACGUGCUCUGGGCCGCGCCGGCGGAGCAAAAGAUACGGCGCGAGAUCGAGAUCCUGCGGCUCCUCGGCGGCCAGGGCCGGUGCCUCGGGCUCGUGGGCGUCCUCGAGACGUCGGACGCGCUCCUGAUGCUGACGCCGCUCUGCGCCGGCGGCGACCUCAUGCGCCACCUCGCGCGCGCGAAGCACUUCACCGAGGCGGACGCGAGCCGCUUCUUCCGGGACUUCUGCGGCGCCGUCGCGCACUGCCACCGGCGCCGCGUGGCGCACCGCGACGUCAAGCCCGAGAACCUGCUCGUGACGUACGAGCGGCGCCGGCCGGCCGUCGUCCUGGCGGACUUCGGGUCGGCGGCGCGCUUCGCCGCCGACGGCACCGAGCGCUUCCGGCGCGAGUGCGGCUCGCCCUUCUGGAGCUCCCCCGAGGUCUGGGCGCGCGACUACGACCACCGCGGCGACGUCUACUCCUGCGGCGUGGUGCUGCUCGUGCUGACGCGCGGCAUGCUCUCGGGCGACGAGGUCCGCACGCUGCACGGCGGCGGGCUCGCCGCGCUGCUCCGCCUCCAGCGGACCUUCACGCGGCGCGCGGAGCCCUCGGCGGACCUGCGGGACCUGCUGGAGGCGCUGCUGGCGCCUGAGGCGGCGCGCGCGUCGGCGGCCGACGCGCUCCGGUCGCAGUGGCUGACGGCGGCGCGCGGCGACCGGCACCUCGCGAACCCGGCCGCGGCCGCGCUGCGGCUCCGCGCCACCGAGCGCGCCGCGCGCGUCGCGCUGUCGACGCUGCUCGACCGCGCCGCCGCCGCCGCCGCCGAGGCCCUCGUCGAGCCGACGCCGGGGCUCCCGCCCGACUGCGCCCUGCUCGGCGACGUCAUCCGGAGCCUGGCGCGGCUCGGCGCCGCGGGGGCGCGCGCGCGCGGCGUCCUCGCGGACCUCGAGCGCGACCCGGACCUCGUGCUCGUCCACGCGCCGUUCGUGCUCGCGCGGCUGUCGGCGCCGCCGCCGCGGGAGGAGCCGGCCGCGCCGCUCUCGCCGGAGAAGCGCUGCCACUCGAGCGACGCGCUGUCGUCGCUGUCGGGCUCGAGCCGGUCGGCGCCGGGCCGGCGCGGCGCGCCCGGCGCCGGGGUCCACGGACUCUCGAUGGACGGGACGUUCAGCGGCCACGCCGGCAUCUUCCUCGAGGACCUCGACGGGUCGCCUAGCGCGCGGCCGGUGGAGGUCGCGUGA
This is a messenger RNA of Pelagomonas calceolata, 1443 nucleotides long. The record is from the annotation of a GenBank genome assembly. NCBI's taxonomy places the organism in Eukaryota, Pelagophyceae, Pelagomonadales, Pelagomonadaceae.